Molecule: messenger RNA, 558 nt
Organism: Staurois parvus
Lineage: Eukaryota; Metazoa; Chordata; Amphibia; Anura; Ranidae
Source: the annotation of a GenBank genome assembly
GGGAUUGGCAGAGGGGGGUGGAGGACACUGAGUGGAGGCCAGUGGAGGGAUUGGCAGAGGGGGGUGGAGGACACUGAGUGGAGGCCAGUGGAGGGAUUGGCAGAGAGGGGGUGGAGGACACUGAGUGGAGGCCAGUGGAGGGAUUGGCAGAGGGGGUGGAGGACACUGAGUGGAGGUCAGUGGAGGGAUUGGCAGAGAGGGGUGGAGGACACUGAGUGGAGGACCAGUGGAGGGAUUGGCAGAGAGGGGUGGAGGACACUGAGUGGAGGACACUGAGUGGAGGGAUUGGCAGAGGGGGGUGGAGGACACUGAAUGGAGGCCAGUGGAGGGAUUGGCAGAGGGGGGUGGAGGACACUGAGUGGAGGACACUGAGUGGAGGAUUGGCAGAGGGGGGUGGAGGACACUGAAUGGAGGUGCCAGUCUGGAGGGUAUUGGAUGGACUGAGGGGGGUGGCGGAGAUGAGGAGCGGUUGGAAAGAUUAUCAGGAUGGAUGAAGCGGGCACCUCCUCCUAGCCUGUGAUUAUCCCACCUGCAGUGAGGACCUGGGAUUAUCCCAGU